AUGUCUGGUGCUAGUGGUAUGAGAGGUGCAAUAAAGAUAGAAGACUUUAAAGUGGCGAUAAGAACAAUGUCAGAUGGUGAAAUAGAACAGAUAAAAAGAGAGGUUUUGAACAGUUUGAGACAUUUAGAAUCUUCUACGAAGAGAUUGAAUAAAUAUAUCAUCCAUUUGAAGGGAGAAAGUAACGAUGCAAACAUAGAUGAGUAUAAUGAUAUUGUAGACGCUGAAGAGUUUAAUAAUAUUGAUCAAAGUGAUUUAGAACUGUUUGAGGAAUCUGUCAGAGAAAACGGCACAAUUUUGGACAAUUAUAAUCAAAGAAUCGACAUCAUUAAUGAUGAACAGAUCUAUAGAAAAUCAGGGAAGAAAGUUAGUGAUAGUUCAAUUCAGUUAGAAAAUCGUAAGAAAGGUUUAUCGACUGAUAUAGAUAUGGAUAAUUCAGAUGUUGAUAUAGUUGCUCCCAAUAGCAUGUAUCUUUAA
Molecule: messenger RNA, 474 nt
Organism: Tetrapisispora phaffii CBS 4417
Lineage: Eukaryota; Fungi; Ascomycota; Saccharomycetes; Saccharomycetales; Saccharomycetaceae
Gene: TMA17
Product: Tma17p
Exons: 1
Coding region: 1-474 (157 amino acids)
Biological process (GO): proteasome regulatory particle assembly
Molecular function (GO): protein-macromolecule adaptor activity
Source: RefSeq, a predicted model, not a curated record